Molecule: messenger RNA, 1981 nt
Organism: Andrographis paniculata
Lineage: Eukaryota; Viridiplantae; Streptophyta; Magnoliopsida; Lamiales; Acanthaceae
Product: transcription factor-like protein DPB
Exons: 9
Coding region: 598-1701 (367 amino acids)
Biological process (GO): regulation of transcription by RNA polymerase II; regulation of cell cycle
Cellular component (GO): nucleus; transcription regulator complex
Molecular function (GO): DNA-binding transcription factor activity, RNA polymerase II-specific; RNA polymerase II transcription regulatory region sequence-specific DNA binding
Source: RefSeq, a predicted model, not a curated record
CCCCCAAACCCCUACCCCUACCCCCCUACCUCACCCCCCCUCCAAACCCUCUCUUCUCUCUCGCAUGUAAUCCGCAUCCCAAUCCCAGACGAUUCUACCAUCCGUCACUCCUUUUGUUCUCUAGUCUUCUCCAGUCGGUCAAUUUAUUUUUAUUUAUUCAUAUUUUGUCAAAAAAAGAGAAAAGAAGACAACGCCCCACUGCACUAAAUUUGACUGCUGAUUCCGAGUUAUUUGUUGCCAUUGUUGUUGCACUUCACUGGGGUUGAUUAAUUGUUUUUGUCUGGAUGUUAAUUGCGGUUUCGUUGUUUUAUAAAUGCCAAUUCUAAUUCGAUUCGUCUCAUAAAAGGAACCUUUUCCCCCUUUGGUUUUGAGUUGGUAAUCUUUUUAAUUUUUUAGGUUUAGGGUUUAGGAUUGAUGUUGAUUUUGGUGAAUUCCUUUAUUUGAAGAAAUUCGUGGUGCUGAUUUUAGUUUUUGAGUCCUUUUCUAUUCAGUUCUGAGAAUUGGGUUCGAUUUUAGCUGAAUUUGUAGCCUAGGUUUUGGUUAAAUUCCUGAAAAUUUGUCUUUAUAGGAAUUGAAUUGGUGUAAAUUUCUGGAGAAAUGGUGAACAGCAGCAACAAUAACAAUAGUAGUAAUCUAGAGGAUGGGGAAAAGAAUCCAUCAACGAAUUCCAUCACUAAAGGUGGGGGUAGGGGUGGGGGUGGGGGUGGAGGUGUGACCCGGUCCUGGGGCACCACUCUUUCAGGCCAAUCGAUGUCGACUAGUGGUAGUGUGGGGUCUCCCUCCAGCCGCAAUGAGGUUGCCAUGGCGACUCCGGCCAGCGAUAAAACAUUUGUUAGGUCGUCGAACAAUCCUGAUAGCCAUGGGGAUGAAGCUGGUUCACAGGGUCCUGCUGGGAAAAAGAAGAGAGGUCAACGAGCUGUUGGAGGUGAUAAAAGUGGUCGAGGACUCCGUCAAUUUAGCAUGAAAGUUUGCGAGAAAGUGGAAAGCAAGGGGAGAACCACUUAUAAUGAGGUGGCAGAUGAACUGGUUGCUGAGUUUGCGGACCCCAGCAAUAAUCCGGCAACCCCCGAUCAGCAACAAUACGAUGAGAAAAACAUACGUCGAAGGGUAUACGAUGCUUUGAAUGUGCUAAUGGCAAUGGACAUAAUCUCUAAAGACAAAAAGGAAAUACAGUGGAAAGGUCUACCAAGGACUAGCCAGAAUGACAUCGAAGAACUAAAGACCGAGCGCCUUGGACUCCGAAGUAGAAUUGAAAAGAAAGCAGCAUAUCUUCAAGAACUCGAGGAGCAAUAUGUUGGCCUUCAAAACCUCAUGAGCCGCAACGAGAAACUAUACAGUUCAGGAAAUGUUCCAAGUGGUGGAGUGGCAUUGCCUUUUAUCCUUGUGCAGACUCGUCCUCACGCCACGGUGGAGGUGGAAAUAUCCGAAGAUAUGCAGCUUGUGCAUUUCGAUUUCAAUAGCACUCCUUUCGAACUACACGACGACAACUAUGUUCUCAAAGCAAUGAACAGCCGCGGGAAAACUCAAGUCAGCGACGAAUCAGCGCAAAAUAUUCCUACAAAUGGCGGCGAAGGCUCGAGCAUGUCAAAUGUUCAUCUCCCUCAAUUAUCUCGUCCUGUUCGGCCCAACACCUCAGGUAUGCUUCCGGCCUCACCCCCCCUUCCCGGGAUAAUAAAGGCGCGCAUUAAGAACGAGAAUUAGUUGGAAAUCUUGUCGAUUUAGUGUAGUCUUGUUCGCUCGCGGCUGUACAUUCUGUGAAAUAGGAAAUGGAACGCGGUUUGCCUGUUUUGCCGCGCUUCUAUAUGGACUUAAGAUAGACUUUAAUCGAAUCCGGUGUGAGUUCUUGUCGGCUCGGUUGGAUCGGAUCGGGUCGGGUAUUUAAAUUUUUAUUUAGGCGGGAGUGUAUUUUGGUCGUUUCUAUUCUGCAUUUAUAACAAGAAGUAGGUGUUUUGAAAUAAAGUUCUCGCACUAUUUAUGUUUU